CGCAGGGUGUGGAGUUGGUGCCGGGCGGAGAGGCGAGACAGCGGGCAACAAACAACGGCAGAGCUGCCUGGUGUGGACGGAAAACGAGAUUAACUACACUUCGGAGAGACGAGGAGGCGAUCGCUUGGCUUUCUGGAGUCGAUUGCAGGCCGUAAAGCUGGAGAAGAGCUGGAGAGAGGCUCCGAAAUAAUGUGAGGGAGCAGCGGCGGCAGCUCGGGAUGGAAGUGAGCUUGACAACAAACCGGUUCUUCGGAUUGAUCUAAGUUGACUCGGAGUCUAUACACUUCAGCACGCAGCUGGCACUGCUCCGGACCCUGGACCCCCCCACAUCUGGAGUUUUUGUGUUCUUCUGGUUUAUCUAAGCAGCACCAAGUGAUUGAGAAGCGCAAUUUGAGCCCUUUUCUGGAGUCCAAACCACAACCCCCCCCCAUCCCUAGACCCCUUGGAAAGGACCUUGGCAAGAUCUUUCCCCUCCAUUAAAACAGUAGGACGUUCUCGUGCCUGUGGACUUGCACUUCAGCACUUUCCGCUUCGUCGUCGUUCGUGCAUGCAGAUCAUCCGGCGUCCCUUCGGAUGCGUCUCCCACUUGGCUUCUUGUUGUUGUCGUUGUUGUUGUUGACAUUUGUGAUUCUGAGCACCUUUUGACCCGACCACAGCAUUUCUCCUCCUCCUCCCUCACAUCUGCUGACUUUGGUAGCUCGUCGACGAGGAGGAGGAGGGGUAAAAAAAAGUAAAUAAAAGUACCUGCCACACCAGGAUUAAAAAAAAAAGCAAGGCAACAGAAUAGUUGCCCUGCACCUGUCCUUUUCACUGACGGCUUCGCUGUAGGGAUACGCAGACGGAACCCAAGAAGCCCUCGCUAUUUUUAGAGAUAGUGAUGGGGUAGAUGGUGUUGGAACUGAAGACCCCCCCCAAAACCCCCCCACCACCCUCCUCGGCCCACCAGCACACCCCCGGCUUUAGCUCCGGCUGCUGAGUUGUCCGGACUGGCUCUUGCGUCGUCGCGUCGUCCAAUUAUUUUCCUUCAACUGGAUGGAAUCUUCUCAGCAACGGAGGACAAUGAAACUAGCAGAGCAAACUUUAGUAACCAAAUAACUUCAUCCCCAUAUAAACAGAGAGAUAUAUAUAUGUAACAGAGUAUAUAUAAUACAGAUAUAUAUUGCAGAUCCGUAGUUUGAAUAUGUAUAUUCUAUUUUUUAUGCUUAAAGUGAGCAUCGUUGCCUGAAACCCAAUCCAUUGCCUUAGAUUUACAGUAAUAAAGGGAAUAGCAAGAACAUAGUCAAACAACAGUGUUGGAAGUAACUUAAUGGUGCCUUUUUUCGUUCAUCGGUCUCGUCACUUCAGGAUUUCACUAGCGGUCGAGAGAUAUUUUUGUGGUUGACUUGAGUUUAAAUCCUUAUUAUAUAUACACAUAUAUAUAUAUAUAUAUAAAUAUAUACAUAUAUGGCUCACACUUGAGUUUGAUCGCCAUUGGAUGUACCCGGCUGUGUUGAAGAUUCUCGAUUGAAGCAUGUGGGAAGGAUUAUUUUGUACUUGAUGUCAGCGACUUUUUCCAAAGUGGUUUUUUGAACUUUUUUUCCCUCCCCCAACAAACUCGAUUGAUGUAAUUCUUUUGAAGAUCGCGGCUCGACACUAAAGCAUUUCCGAUGGUGAUCACUUCAUCCGUGGAGGAGAAGCCACAGCCUUCUAACAGAAUGGUCGCCAACCUGUCGACCGAAUCGUGGAUCGGCAACCCGGAUCAGAGCCGCUACCAGUCUCACCUGCUCCGGAAGCCGUCGAGAAGUGGAAGCAGCUCAGGAUGCAAGCCCCCCCCCUCCUCUUCCCUCUGCCAGCCUGCUCCCGGCUACUCCCCCGCUGAGCUCACCAUGACCAGCCAGCACACACACCCCCCCUUCAGCAACAUCCAGUCCAUGGCUGAACAGCAGCAGGUGCUGUCUGAGAUGACCAUACUGCAGAGGAGGAUCCCCCCGAGUUUUCGAGACCCAGCCAGCGCCCCGCUGAGAAAGCUCUCCGUCGACCUCAUCAAGACUUACAAGCACAUCAAUGAGGUGUACUACACGAAGAAGAAGCGGCGGGCGCAGCAGGUGCCGCCGGAGGACUCCAGCACCAAAAAGGAGCGAAAGGUUUACAACGAUGGCUACGACGACGACAACUACGACUACAUCGUGAAGAACGGGGAAAAGUGGCUGGACCGCUACGAGAUCGACUCGCUAAUCGGCAAGGGCUCCUUCGGACAGGUGGUGAAAGCCUAUGACCACCACGAGCAGGAGUGGGUGGCCAUCAAAAUCAUCAAAAAUAAGAAAGCCUUCCUGAACCAGGCCCAGAUCGAGCUGAGGCUACUAGAACUCAUGAACAAACACGACACUGAGAUGAAAUACUAUAUAGUCCACCUGAAGAGGCACUUCAUGUUCCGGAACCAUCUCUGCCUGGUGUUCGAGCUCCUCUCCUACAACCUGUACGAUCUCCUCCGCAACACCAACUUCCGGGGCGUCUCCCUCAACCUGACGCGGAAGUUUGCGCAGCAGCUGUGCACGGCGCUGCUCUUCCUGGCCACGCCGGAGCUCAGCAUCAUCCACUGCGACCUCAAACCCGAAAACAUCCUGCUGUGCAACCCCAAACGCAGCGCCAUCAAAAUCGUCGACUUCGGCAGCUCCUGUCAGCUCGGUCAGCGGAUUUAUCAGUACAUCCAGAGUCGGUUCUACCGCUCUCCUGAGGUGUUGCUGGGGAUGCCCUAUGAUCUGGCCAUAGACAUGUGGUCUCUGGGCUGCAUCCUGGUGGAGAUGCACACGGGCGAACCCCUGUUCAGCGGCUCCAAUGAGGUGGAUCAGAUGAAUAAAAUAGUGGAGGUUCUUGGGGUUCCCCCGAACCACAUGCUGGACCAGGCCCCCAAAGCUCGCAAAUACUUUGAUAAGCUCUCUGACGGCCUGUGGACCGUCAAGAAGAACAAGGAUAUAAAGAAGGUACUAUAUCCUUCGGCCUCUGAGUAUAAGGCUCCAGCGACGAGGCGGCUGCAUGAGAUCUUAGGGGUGGAGACCGGGGGUCCCGGGGGGAGACGGGCUGGUGAGCAAGGCCAUGCCCCCUGCGACUACCUGAAGUUUAAGGACCUGAUCCUGCGCAUGCUGGACUACGACCCGAAGACCCGCAUCACGCCGUUUUACGCCCUGCAGCACAAUUUCUUCAAGAAGACGACAGACGAGGGCACCAACACCAGCAGCUCCACCUCAACGAGCCCAGCCAUGGACCACAGCCACUCCACCUCCACCACCAGCUCCGUCUCCAGCUCCGGUGGAUCUAGCGGUUCUUCCAAUGACAACCGAAAUUACCGGUACAGCAACCGGUACUACAACAGCGCCGUCACUCACACGGACUAUGAGAUGCAGAGCCCGCAGGCGCCAUCCCAGCAGCAGUUGCGUAUCUGGCCGGGCAGUGAGGGCGGUCUGGGCCAGCUGUCGAACAGUGGCAGCGACGCGCCGUACCCGCAGCUCCUCCUGCACAAGCCGGCCGCCUCGCAGCACUCCCGCCACUUCCUCGGCAACGUGGGGGGCAUGAUGGACCCCCCCCACCACCCCCACCCGGUCUACGGCGGGGGUCACCACGGCAACGGCCGGCCGCUCCGGCAGCAGCAGCAGCAGCAACAGCAGCAGCAGCAGCAGAGCCAGGCCCAGGGUCAGACUCCGCAGGGCCCGCAAGGCCAGACGCUGAUGCCGAUCUCGUCUCCGCAGAUGCAGGACAGCAUCGAGCUGAGCCUAACGCACCACCACCACCUGGCCCAGUCUUCCAUCGUGCAGCCCCCGCCGUCGAGUUUGGACUCCAGUCAGUACGGAUCCUCCAACAUCCACCUGGGCCUCUCCGCCUUUCGGACUAGAACGGCCCUGGCUCCGCCCCCCCAGCCUCCGACGGCCUCCUCGCAGCAACAGCUGGCCCAAGCCCCGGCCGCUCAGGACAGCAUGGUGCCUGCCUCCGGCCUGGGCUACAUCCCCCCCUGUUACCCAGGCAACAACAAUAACAACCCGCCGCCCCAGGGCAGCGGGAUGCUCACCGGCGCCCCCCCGAGGGGCGGAGGAGCAGGGGUCGUGCGGCCGGAUUCGGAAGAGUCCAUCAUGAUGGGCGUGUGCGGAAGCGGGGGGGGCGGCGGCCAGAGCGCGGCCAACUCUUGAUAAAUCUUGAACAAAUUCCAAAAGCCAUACAAAAAAAAAAAGAAUUUUAACGAGAAACAUAAAUGAUUAAAAACAAACAACAAACAGCGCAUACACAAACAUAAACACACACACACACGUAGUACACACCCACACCACACCACACACACACACGGCCACACGACAGAGAAAAAACUUGUGAAAUAUCAAAGGAUUAUUUUGGUUGUUUUUUGUUUUAUUUUCUGUUUUGCAUGGGGGAGGAGAACGGGAAGGUUUAUUUUUCCUUUUUUUAAUUUUGUUUGGAAGGAGAAGAGCGGAAGGCGGAGCAGUCAGAGCAGAAAGUCUCAGAACGUUUGUUUUUAUCGUUAUUCUUAUUAUAUUAUUUGAUUUUAUGUGAGAAUAGGUUUGCAGCGAGAGAUUUUUUUUUUGCUUUUUUUUUCAUUCUGUUUUGUUUGCCAGGCCCCCAGGUGAGUCGAGAUCGGAGCGAUGAAUGUGUUAGAGGAGGGAAGCAGCAGGAGAGAGAGAGGGAGAGAAGAUCCUAUAUGAUGUUUUCUUUUUUGUUUAAUUGUACAUUUUUAAUUUAUUAAGAAUCACUACAGAAGGAGAGAGGUGGAGGGAUCGGGAGGAGAGCUAAAGAGGUGGGUGGUUAUUUUGUUUUGUUUUGUUUUUCGGGUUUAUUUAUUCGACGUGUUUAUUUUAUUUAUACAGGUUUGUUUUUAUUUUUUGAGGGACAGACGACACUCAACGCAUACACGAAACAAAACAAACAAACAAACAAAAUGGGAUUGAGUUGUUUUUCAUUUGACUUUCUCUCACCCGUGACUUACACAAACACUUUUGUUACUGAUUGACUUCUUUUUUUUUCGUUUGUUUGUUUCUUUUUUUCUUUUUUUUUAUGUUUCCAGUCUUUUUCUCGCUUGACACACUGGCUUAUAUAUCUCAAACUAUGAAACAAAUCUUACGAAUAAAAUAAAGCAAAUGACAAAAACCGUAGUCACACCGCGGUGAGAAAAACGACGCGAGGAGGAGGAGGCGGAACCAUUUUGCUGACGCGAGCCGCUCCGAAAGCGAAGAGGGGGGACCUUUAGCUAAAUCUUUACAGAAAAAAAGGAGGAAGUGAAAAAAAAACGACAAACAAAACACUCGGCCAGAAGGAAAACCAAAAUGCUUCCCUGAUGUUUGUUUUUCAGAAAAAAAAAUAGUCUGCCUUCUUCAUCAUCCUUACCAGACUUUCUCACCUCUUUUCUCACGUUUAUUUAUUUGUUUUCCCUCUCUCUCUGUCUCUCUCUCUUUCUCUCUCGCUCCGUUUCUCUUUCUUUCUUUUCCUUACUUUUGUUUUUCGACAGGAAUCGGUGAAAAGCGCAUUUGUAUUAACUCUGGAUAUGCUAAGCCAAAUCUUGCUCUCUUUUUCUCUCUCUUUUUUCUCACUCUCUCUUUGCUUUUUUCUCUCUCUCUAGCUUAUCUCUUUCUUUUUUUUGUUGUUUUUGUUUUUUUUUUUCUUUCCUUUUCUUCCUGGCCCCAUAUUUAUGUUGGAAGGAAGAGGAGACGGGCGAGAAAAGCAGGAGGGAGGAAGCUGUAGAAACGAAGGAGAUUCCUCCGCCGCGCCCUCCUGCUCUAACUUCUCUCUCUCUAUCUCUAUUCUCUCUCUCUCUCUCUCUCUCUCUCUCUCUCUCUCGUCUUUCCUCCCCCUUCCUCCUUCCUCCUCUGCAACACUCUGUGAGUGCUGUUUUGCCAUCAAGUCAAAAAAAAAGAAAAAAAAAGAAAAAAAAGUGAACUACUUCUCUCUCGGCUGCUAUCUCCACUCUCAACCAUGUUCGGAUUGCUGCUAAAGAAAACAAACAGAUAAAUAAAUAAAAUAAAUAAAUAAAUAAAAAUAAAUGAAUAAAAAAAAACUUUUUAACCCUCCUGCUUCAGAAAAAAAUGGAAAAAUAAAACCACUGCAUCUCAUGUAUUUAUUACUAUUUAACAAGAAAAAAAAGAAAAAAAAAAGAAAAAAGUGAACCUGUUUUCUGCUGUUUUUUUGUUUACGUUCUUUCUUGGUACAGGUGAAAGCUUGACAUUUCUAUUAUGUAACGGAAACAUGGUAUUAAACAAGUGCCUCGAUUUAUUGGUCAGCCGCUGGACAGAGUGGAAAGGAUGGGUUUAGAUUUUGAGCAGGGGUAAAUUAUAUGUAUAGCUAAAAAAAAAAAAGGUUUCAAGCCUCAUGUUAUUGUGUAGAAAAGAAAAAAUCCACUACAAUUCAAACCUUGUGAGAAUUCAUAUUUGAAGCGAGCCUCAGUAUGACUGACCAAUACCGUAUAUAUUUAAUUAACUGAUGAACAUCUUUUCAUCCAUUGUAAUUUGUGUACAUAGCAUUCAUGCUUCAUCCAGUUUAACGGUUAGGGCGAAAAAGAAAGAAAUGCGUCUCUCUCUCUCUCUCAAGGCUGCUUCUUGCGACUGGGAUUCGAACCUGCGACCUUGCAGGCAACAGGACCUGCGAAACUACCUUACUCUGCUCACGUCAGUGACGAUGACUGCUGUCCUUUAUGUUGUUAAUACCCGGUUAAAACUUGUAAUCGGCCGUCGCUGCGGCGGCGGCGGCUCCUUUACUUUGUAUUUUUUUCUCUCAACGUCAUCCUUCAUGAGAAACAUCAUGUCUGAAGUAUUAUCACAUCAUCAGUUUUUUGGUUUCUCUAUUAAAGAGAAAGUUGCCUCUAA
Molecule: messenger RNA, 6833 nt
Organism: Colossoma macropomum (tambaqui)
Lineage: Eukaryota; Metazoa; Chordata; Actinopteri; Characiformes; Serrasalmidae
Gene: dyrk1b
Product: dual-specificity tyrosine-(Y)-phosphorylation regulated kinase 1B
Exons: 11
Coding region: 1647-4157 (836 amino acids)
Biological process (GO): peptidyl-threonine phosphorylation; positive regulation of DNA-templated transcription; protein autophosphorylation
Cellular component (GO): nucleus
Molecular function (GO): ATP binding; protein serine/threonine/tyrosine kinase activity; protein serine/threonine kinase activity
Source: RefSeq, a predicted model, not a curated record